GAAAAGACUAAUUAGGUGAGCAUUUGUGUUUGAAGAAGAAAUGAGCGGAGAAUCCGAUAAAAGGGGGGAAAGGAAGAACCGAAGAACUGCCUUCAGCACUUGCUUCAUUUCUCGGCUAACCCCUUUUUCUCGCUGAAUUCAAAUUGUUUUCACGCAAAAUUUAGGAAUCUCCCCCGCGCGCGCUCUUCUUCAACCAUUUUCAUGAUCUCAACCUAUAUCAACCCUUAACCUCCCCCCGUGCGUGUUAUUUUUAAUCAUCGGCGAUCAAUUCUCAGGGAAACUUGAACUUCAUUCAUCUAUAAGCUGUUCUACCAAAUAAAGGAAAAUGAUUUUUCUCUUGCUUCUGGAUGAUUGAAAAUGAUGGAUUUGUCAAUAAACAUAUAGUUUUCGAGUAUAAAGACCUCUUCAACUUUAUCUGGGAUUUUAUAUUGUCUUAAGGAAAAUGGCAAAGGGAACCAAAGAAGGGAGAUGCAGGUCAUCAUCAAAGUUCAGGUCUACCCCAUACCCCUUGUCGCCUUCUGUGGAUCACCAACCAGAUGACCUCAACCAAAACAAAUGUUCCAAACACCAUGAAAAGAAAGACUGGGAAGAUGCGACAUGCUCUGUAUGCAUGGAAUAUCCGCACAACGCUGUCCUUCUUCUCUGCUCCUCUUAUGAAAAAGGCUGUCGUCCUUACAUGUGUGGGACAAGUUUCCGCUACUCAAAUUGCCUCAAUCAGUACCAGAAAGCUCACAGAAAUGUUGCAUCCUCACACCAUACCCCGCCAAUUCAUGAUCUUUCCAUUGAUGAAAGCGAGACUGUGAAUCUUGCUUGCCCACUUUGUCGUGGCCAAGUGAAAGGUUGGACUGUGGUUAAACAUGCUCGAGAAUUCUUGAAUGCGAAGAAACGUGGAUGUAUGCAUGGUGACUGCCCGUUUGUGGGGAACUAUAAGGCAACAAGGAAACAUGUUAGGGCAGACCACCCUGCUUCUAAACCUCGUGAGGUGGAUCCGGUUCUUGAGGAGAAAUGGAGACGGAUCGAACGAGAACGGGAGAUGGGUGAUGUCAUCAGCACGAUAACUUCAUCCAUGCCAGGUGCGGUGGUGUUCGGUGAUUAUGUCAUAGAACAAGGGAGUAGGUAUGGUUUUGAUUCGGAGGACGAGGAUGAUGAAUUUGAUGGAGAUGGCGAUGAUAUGGAGGAGGAAGAGAAUGAGGACUUAGGGGUGGGAGUUGAUGGGAAUUUAAUGAAUGUCUUGCUUCUUUUGCAGGCUUUUGGUUCGUCUGGUAAUGUUGGCCGAAACAGAGACUUAGGCCAACACAGCAGGGUGAGUAAUGUUUUGGAUGAAGGUAACGGUGAUGACAGUAUCAUGAAUGAUACAUCGUUAGUUGCUGCACAUCUCCGCAACCAAAGUGGGUUUGUUUUGCGAGAUAGUGGUAGAUCCAGGCGUAGUAGGCAGCGGGGAGAUAGAGGUCAAUGAUAGGUGUUGUGCUAAUGAUGGAGGUUUUAGUAAAGAUGAAAAGAUGAUUCAGGUCUUCGGUAUAUUUGUUCUAGUCUGAUAAUGGGGUGCACAUACACUGGCAUUCAAUCUGACAUCCUAAUCUGCUUGCCACUUGUGUUAAUAUUACAUGGAUUGUCUGGUUUGGUAGAUUGGGGGCGGGCGAGAGUGGGACAUGGUGGACACCUUCCAGAAAGUUGACUCUUUAUUUGUAGUUUUAAAAUUACUGUUAAUUAUCUCCUUGUCUUAAUUCUCAACCGAUACGUAAUCGGUCAAUGUAAUUUACGCAAACUAAUGUGCAUGUCCUUGUAUAUUGUAAAUACUGCCUUGAUUAUUCAUUAAUUGUAACAUUUAACUUUUAUGCUAUUCAUAUUCUUUAGUGCGAUUACAUUGUAUUUGUUAAUGUAAAGAACAAGAUAGUGUAAGAA
Molecule: messenger RNA, 1902 nt
Organism: Cuscuta europaea
Lineage: Eukaryota; Viridiplantae; Streptophyta; Magnoliopsida; Solanales; Convolvulaceae
Source: the annotation of a GenBank genome assembly